Molecule: messenger RNA, 395 nt
Organism: Closterium sp. Naga37s-1
Lineage: Eukaryota; Viridiplantae; Streptophyta; Zygnematophyceae; Desmidiales; Closteriaceae
Source: the annotation of a GenBank genome assembly
CCAUGGCGAAGGUGGCGGGGCACAUGGCGAAGAGCACAGAGGUGAUGAAGCUCGUCAGCGGGCUGAUCAAAGUGCCGCAGGUCGCGGGCACGAUGCAAGAAUUAUCCAAAGAGAUGAUGAAGGCUGGUUUAAUCAGCGAGAUGCUGGAAGAGGCCGUAGACGAUGCUCUAGACACCGAGGAGAUGGAGGAUGAAAUGGAAGAGGAAGUAAACAAGGUUCUUGAUGAGCUGGCGACGGAAGCUACUGCGCAGCUUCCCACGGCGGUGCGGCAAAAGCAGCGGGCGGCAGAGGCAGCAGGGGUGGAGGAGGAGGAAGAGAGGGUGCCUCAGAUGGAGAUGGGGUUGGGAGCGGACGAUGAGGCGGAAUUGGCUCGGCUUAAAGCCAAGUACAAGUGA